CUGCUGAGAUCUCAAUCUGGGCCCUCAGUUCCCGCCCCAGAAACCCAGGAACAGACACUCGGAGACCUGGCCCCACACUCCUUGCUCCAAGGGGCAGGCAGGACAGGCUGAAAAUAGAAACCACUUCCAAAAAGAUAAAGCCCAGGAGCCCCCAUCUGCACAGCAAUGCCGACAGGACGUGCACAUACAGAGUAGCCGGCUGUCCACACCCCGGUUUCAGCCUUUCCCCAGGCCCUGUGAACCUCAGGACCCCAGGACACGGGUCCAUCCCAUCUUCCAGAGCCCCGGUGUGCGCAUGUGGAGUGCGGUGUGGCUUGGGGGGGUGUCCGGUGGGAGGAGGAUUUGAUUCCUGUUUCCUGCUCCUACUCACUCAGCCCUAGGAGGUGACUGAGAGUGGAGAGGACUCGAGGGGGAUGACUCCAGCAGAGCCCCCCACUCCUUUGAAAAGCUCAAAGGAAGAUGUCAGACCCGUCUCUUCCUAUAGCAACACCCCCUACCCAGAAGCCCCCUCGGAUCAUCCGCCCGCGCCCCCCCUCUCGACCUCGGGCUGCCCAGUCCCCUGGGCCCCCCCACAAUGGCUCUUCUCCUCAAGAACCUUCUGGCACCUCCAAUGAUGCACCGACCCCAAUGUGCUCCCCCAUCUUCUGGGAACCCCCUGCCUCUUCCCUCAAGCCCCCUGGCCUGCUGCCCCCUUCCGCUUCUAAAACCAGCCUCGACUCUCAGGCCUCCCCAGACUCCCCUUCCAGCACCCCCAGUCCAGUGUCCCGGCGCUCCAUCUCCCCAGAACCUGCACCCAGGUCUCCAGUCCCCCCACCCAAACCCUCCGGGUCACCCCGCACACCUCUGCCCCUGCCGCACCCAGCCCCCCGGGGCCAAGCCCAGGAUGGCCCUGCCUCUGCCCCAGGCACUGUGCGGAGACUGGCUGGCAAAUUCGAAUGGGGGACUGAGGGCCGGGUCCAGGCUGCACACGCGACAGAGCCAGCUCCCCAGGGGGGCAUGGAUGUGAAUGGGGAGAGAGAGACUCUCCGGGGCAGCCUCAGGAGAAGGGGAUCCCAGGAGAAUGGCGCACCGGAUGCUGCCCAGGCCUGCCCGCCCUGCUGCCCCUGUGUCUGCCAUGUAGCCCGGCCUGGCCUGGAGCUCCGGUGGGUCCCUGUGGGGGGCUAUGAGGAUGGUCCCAAGGCCCUCUGCCGAGCCUCCCCACUGCGGGCCUCCCGCUCCCGCCCCAACCCUCCCAGCAUCAGUCACCCCUCAGUGGUCCUCACGUCUUACCGCUCCACUGCUGAGCGCAAACUCCUGCCACCUCUCAAACCCCCAAAACCAACUCGGGUCAGGCAGGACCCCACCAUCUCGGGGGACCCCCCACAGCCAGAUCUUCGUCUGCCCUCUGAAGAUGGAAACCAAACAGGGAACAGUCCAGAUGAAGCCCCUCAGAAUGAUGCUCCAGCAACCAUGGAGGGCAGGGAUGAGGGCCUGAAGGAGCUGAAGGAGCAGAACUGGGAGGUGCCCCUGCAGGAUGAACCCCUGUACCAGACCUACCGCGCAGCCGUGCUGUCAGAGGAGCUGUGGGGGGUCAGUACGGAGGGGAGUUCCUCUCCGACAAACCCUGGAGACGCUCCCACCUUCGCCCGACUCCCUGGCCCCCGAAACACGCUGUGGCAGGAGCUCCCGGCGGUGCGAGCCAGUGGCCUCCUGGACACGCUCAGCCCCCAGGAGAGGCGCAUGCAGGAGAGCCUGUUCGAGGUGGUGACCUCCGAGGCCUCCUACCUGCGCUCCCUGCAGCUGCUGACCGACACCUUCGUGCGGAGCCAGGCGCUCCGGGACACGCUCACCCCCCGCGACCACCACACCCUCUUCUCCAACGUGCAGAGAGUCCAGGAAGUCAGCGAGUGGUUUCUCGAGGCGUUGCUGUCCCGUGUACGCUCUUCCCCCCACAUCAACGACCUUUGCGACGUGGUGCAUGCCCACGCCGUGGGCCCUUUCUCCGUGUACGUGGAUUACGUGCGCAACCAGCAGUACCAGGAGGAGACCUACAGCCGCCUUAUGGACACGAACGUGCGCUUCUCCGCGGAGCUGCGCCGGCUGCAGAGCCUCCCCAAGUGUGAGCGGCUCCCGCUGCCGUCCUUCCUGCUGCUGCCCUUUCAGCGCAUCACGCGGCUCCGCAUGCUGCUGCAGAACAUCCUCCACCAGACAGAGGAGGGGUCCAGCCGCCAGGAGAAUGCCCAGAAGGCCCUGGGUGCUAUCAGCAAGAUCAUUGAGCGUUGCAGUGCUGAGGUGGGGCGCAUGAAGCAGACGGAGGAGCUGAUCCGGCUCACCCAGAGGCUGCGCUUCCACAAAGUCAAGGCCCUGCCCCUGGUCUCCUGGUCGAGGCGCCUGGAGUUGCAGGGGGAGCUGACGGAGUUAGGGUGCCGGAGAGGGGGCAUGCUCUUCACCUCGCGCCCCCGCUUCACUCCCCUCUGCCUGCUGCUCUUUAGUGACCUGCUGCUCAUCACGCAGCCUAAGAGUGGGCAGCGGCUACAGGUGCUGGACUAUGCCCAUCGCUCCCUGGUCCAGGCCCAGCAGGUUCCAGACCCAUCUGGACCCCCGACGUUCCGCCUCUCCCUUCUCAGCAACCACCAGGGCCGCCCCACCCAACGGCUACUCCAAGCUUCCUCCCUAUCAGACAUGCAGCGCUGGCUGGGAGCCUUCCCCACCCCCGGCCCCCUUCCCUGCUCCCCAGACACCAUCUAUGAGGACUGUGAAUGUUCCCAGGAUCUGUGUUCAGAGCCUUCGACACCAGCCAAGACUGAGGGACAGGGUCUGGAGUCCAGGGCUCCCCCCAAGCACCUACACAAGAGCCCUGAAGGCUGGCUGAAGGGCCUUCCUGGGGCCUUCCCUGCCCAACUGGUGUGUGAAGUCACAGGGGAACAUGAAAGGAGGAGGCACCUUCGCCAGCACCAGAGGCUCCUUGAGGCUGCUGGACCGUCUUCAGGAAACCCCAGUGCCCCCCAAUCCUAAUGCAUGCUGGGGAGGGGGCACAGGUGGGGACAGCUGGCAGCGUGGCACAGAGAGGACAAAGCUCAUCUAUCUAUUGGAUUCGCUGUCAGUGGAAAUACUACCUCUAGUGGCAACCAAUAGGGACCAAGCUUCAGGACAAGGCAGCCAAUGAAAACAGGAUGGUCAGAGCCCAGGCAAUGAGGGAGAACGAGGCUGGUUUGAGUGUGUGGCCAAUGGAGACAGAGGCUUAGUGCAGAGCGGCUGAUCUGGACCCAAGAGAUCAGUAGUGACUCUCUUCGGUUCUAUAGCAACAGCCAGUCCUGCCCUUUGAAUCGAAGAAGUAUUAGAUUUCAUUCUCAGGGUGUUUCCUAUGUCCUCUCAAGCCAGGUUUUCUCUUCUAGAAGAAUCCAGUGUGUGUUUCUCGGAGAGUGUGUGUGUGUGUGUGUGUGUGUAUCUGUGAGUGUGGUAUGUGUAUGAUCUUGCCUUCUCCCCCAUGAGUGACUGCCCCAGUUCUUCCCUCAGCCCCCAUUUUAACUAUUGUUCUCUCCGAGAAAGACCCCAGGUCUGAGUGCCAGAGGAGAAUGAGCUGGAUGUGGCUUGGCGGCCAGAGGCCAGAGCUCGGUUGAGAGCCCUGGGAUCUGGGACUCUUGGAGGCCAGAGUCCCAUGACAAUUAGAGGGUGAUGUUAUGGAGCAGACAAGCAGCCUGGCAGAGGAGCCCAAGGGACUUCUGAAGACGGCCAGUAGCUGGGGCCUGAGGGCCCCUGAAGCCCACAAGCCCUUCUCCUUGCCCCAAAGCUUGGCGUCUGUAAUCUUUGCUGGGAAAGCACCCAACUGAACUAUAAUCAGCGUCCAGCCUUGGCCUUGGACCCCAAGAAACGGAAGAAACGGAAGCUGUGGAUCAUGGGCCAGCUGGUGAGCUGCUGGGCCUUCCUGCCUUCAUCCUGGUCCUCUCACAGAGACGUGGGGCCAAGCAAUGGGCAGAGAAUAGAGAGGGUCUGCUUCUGGAUGAGAAAUGGCCCCCAUGCGAUGCCACAAGGAGCUGAGGGACUGACAGAGUGGAGCAGACAGCUGCUGGCGAGGGGGGCCCAGGUCUGGCACAAGGCCUUCUCUGAGCUAGGCCAUCACCCCUUCCCUUCACUCGUGCACAGAAACUUGCCCAGGACAGAAACUGCCACGCUGACCACAGGAGGCGCAGGGACUCUCGGAGACUCAGAGGGAGACAGGCACUGGCAUUGGCAUGUCUGUGACUUUGGAGACUCACCGGGCACUGUGCCUGGCAUAUGAGAAACCUGCAAUAAAUGUUGGUGGAGCUGUAUUGAGGCUCUUUGGGGGACUGUGUGCUUAAAGGAGCAGUGGUUUCCCGCUGUGGCUUUAUAAGGGGGGUGGGGCUGGCUGGAAAGGGAUUCUUCCAGAGCAGAGGUCAGUUCUGCUGGGAACCGGGCUUGGAGACUAGGCUCAAGGCUCCAGCGUGUCAGCCCACUCCUCCCUGCCCAGGGAUCCGAGGCUGCGGUGGUGGUGGGUGUGCAGAUGCUGGGGUGCAAGGCUCCUGCAGGUUGGGGGAGAAGAUAGGGCAGCGCCAGGGCUCCAGCAGGGGAUGGAGAUGCAGGGAGCAGGACAAAGACGGCAGUCAGCAAUAAAGGUCUUUC
Myotis myotis is the source of this 4620-nucleotide messenger RNA. RefSeq names its product Rho guanine nucleotide exchange factor 15 (gene ARHGEF15). The transcript has 17 exons. Bases 460 to 2994 code for a protein of 844 amino acids. Lineage: Eukaryota; Metazoa; Chordata; Mammalia; Chiroptera; Vespertilionidae. The record is from RefSeq and is a predicted model, not a curated record. Gene Ontology annotation, biological process: activation of GTPase activity. Gene Ontology annotation, molecular function: guanyl-nucleotide exchange factor activity.